ACACACAAUUCCGACUCAGUACCGUGAUUCCUUCCUCGUGAAUCGUAGUGUGACGCGUAGCCGUAAAACAAUUUUACGUCGCGCGUGAACGAAAAUAAAAUCCCCAUCUGUUCAAAUAUUGUGCAAGUUUUUUUAAUACUACCCUAAAAACUCAGGCCAAAAUGUGUACGUUUUAUGUUCCUUAUGUCUCGACGUAGCCUCGUUUUGUUUCCUUUAUAUUUUUGUGCUCGGUGUUUGAGUGGGCUUUGUUUUUGUAUCCGUGUAUUGUGAAUGGAUUUAUUAUAACUCGAUUAUGAAGGCGUGCGCUUCGUAAAAGAUAAAGAAAAUGGUGCAAUGACGUGAAAAGCGAUGCUGCUUCAGCAUACGUCGCCAGGUCCGAGCGGCACAGCCAGCCCCAAGCUAACCCAGAGCCGCCCCAGUAACAGCCCCAGUUUCACCACCAAACUCUCAGGAAGCCCCAGCUUGAGCGAUGGAGCAUCGAGUUCAAAUAGUCCCAGAUUGGGCGCCAACAGUCCCAAGUUGGGCGCAAGUCCGAAGUACGGGAGUCCGAGAAUGGGAAGCGGGAGUCCGAGAAUGGGAAGUGGGAGUCCGAGGUUCGAAGGGAAGGGGCCCUUGGAGGACGAGGUCGCGUUGGAGAGGAUUCAGACGGAGCUGAAGGACGGAUGGACGGUGCACACAGGGAGGGAUGGUAGACUUUAUUAUUGCAACCACAUCACCAGAACAGCCAGCUGGUUGCCCCCGGUGGAGAGCUGGCCGGCCAGGGACUGCGACAGCUCCGAUGAGGAGCUGCCUUACGGAUGGGAGCAAGCGCUGGACAGCCGGGGCAAGCCUUACUAUAUCAACCACGUGAACAAAACGACGACAUACGUGGCGCCGGAGGGCCUGUCGUGCGAGUCCCCGCCGGCCCCCCGCGACGUGGUGCUGGGGCGGGACCCCGAGCUGGGGUUCGGCUUCGUGGCCGGCUCCGAGCGGCCCGUGCUCGUGCGCUUCGUCACCGACAACUCGCCCAGCGUCGGGAAAUUAGAACCAGGCGAUCAGAUCCUCUGCGUGAACGGCGAAGACGUGAGCACGGCUGCCCGGGAGCACGUGAUAUCCGCCGUGCGCGCGUGCUCGGAGAAAGUGACGCUGCGAGUCUGCCAGCCCGCCAGGAGCGGCAACCUGACGAGACGGUCGGCUUUCCUGUCGGCGGCCAAGCGAGCCAGGCUGCGGGCCAGACCCCCUAGGGUCAGAUUCGCUGAUUCUGUACAAUUGAAUGGGGCACCGAUGUACCCUCCAUCAGCCUUCUCCUUGGGAGACCUCUGCCUGCCGCCAAUGGCCAACGUACUCAAAGUGUUCCUCGAGAACGGGCAGACCAAGUCGUUCAAGUACGACGCGACCACCACCGUAGCGGACGUGGUCACCAGCCUGAAGGACAAGCUCUGCAUCGCCGCCGAGGAACACUUUAGCCUGGUGGUGGAACAUGUGAAGAGUUUGAGAAGGAACAAGCUCACUUUGUUAGAUCCGAAAGAAUCCUUAGCCAGGAUCGCAGCUCGUCCAGGCUCCCACAAAAUGCGGUGCCUGUUCCGCGUGGUCUUCAUGCCCUCAUCAGCGGCUGAACUUGCUCAACGGGACCUCGCCGCGUUGGACUACCUCUACAUGCAGUGCUGCAACGACGUGGCGCAGGACAGGUUCGCUCCGGAGCUGCAGCCCGAUGUUGCGCUGCGCUUGGCAGCGUUGCAUAUACACCAGCACGCGUUGGCUCAUAACCUGUCUCCUGCCAAGAUUACUGUUAAAUCUGUGGAAAGGGAGUUUGGGUUCGAGCGGUUCGUGCCGAGCAGCCUGCUGGAGAGCAUGAAGCGCAAGGAGCUGCGGCGGCUCGUGGCGCACUUCCUCAAGCUCAACGCGCAGAUGACGGGCGGCCAGCGCCAUCUCACGCAGCUGCAGGCCAAGCUACACUACUUGGACAUAGUAGGUGGCCUGCCGAGCUACGGCGCGAAGUGCUUCAGCAGCAGUCGACCUGAACGAGUUUUGUUGGUUUCUCCACGCUUUGGUCUUAGUCAAAUCGUUGGCAGAAAUAACUCCGUGCCUCAGUCUAUCGCGUCUCUGGACGAAGUGGAGGCAGUGCGAGUGAAGAGCGAGUGCUCGGGCAGCGCGGACGUCGCCAUCUUCCUGCAGAGGGACCGCGUGCUGGCGCUGCUGAUGGAGGAGCGGGAUGCUACUGAGAUGCCUCUCAUUAUAGCGGGAUAUUACAGGCUAGCUACUGGGCGAGAGUUGAACAUUGAGCUCGAAAGGGAACCUAUGACGGAUGAUAUUGCCCCGCCUUACUUGUCCCAGCAUAGCGUCGUACCCUCAAAAUGGAGUUACUUGUACCACGACGAUCCCAUGGUUCUUGGAAAGAAGCACUUCGCUAUCUUCAGUAUGCCACCUCCAUAUCAUUCCACGCCGGAUCAGUCUAAAUCUAGUAUAGACACUAACAUGAAUACGAGUAUAGCAAACCGAAACCACAGCAAUAAUUCCAGUCCUUUAGUUGGUUAUGAAACUAAAUCAGGCGUACUGGGCCAUGAUAUUCAUUUUGAAAAAUGUAAAAGGAAUGAAGAAUUUAGACUCUUCGAUCCUAACGAUGCUUGUUACUUAGACGAUGGUAUGGGCUUUGAUCUACAAAGCGUAUUAUCCAUGGAGUUGUUAGAAAACGCCAACAAUCCCCGCUUAGUAGAAGCUAAGAACGAGGAAGUUUUAAGAAGAGUAGCAGAAAUGCAAAAGCUAGUAGAGAAUUCCGAACAGUAUCUGACUGAAAAUUGUGAUGUUUAUAAUGAUAUUGGUUAUAAUGGUCUUUUAAGAGAUGAAUUAGUUGGUAAAGAGACUUGCGUAGAUCAUUUAGAAAGUGAUACUGAAUCGAUUAAUAGUAGAAUGUCGGCUGCAGAUGAUGCUCCAGGAAUAUUAAAACAUAGUGAUUCAUUAUUACUUUUGACAGAAACAAUUAAUCAAGGUUUGAGCGGAUUAACUGCAGUUGAAACUGGUAAAGAGUACAAUGAAACAGAUCUUACAAAAAGGCAAUCACAAGGACUUAGUGCAAUACUUAAUAACUGUGGUCUCACUGAUGCUUUAUUAGCUCUUAAUAAUGAUGUAGUAUAUUCAGAAAGUGAUAAUGAUUCUUCGUACACACCUACCAGUAGCCCUAUACGCAAACAUCAAAACAAAGCUUCUAAUAAGGCAGUUAGAACUAGUUUUGGUUUACACAGUCCAGAUGCUACUUUAGAUGCUAAGGAAUCGAAUUUGAAGGAAUACUUAAAACAGUUAAGAGAGAAAAGUAAUAGAGAAGAGAAUGCCUCAGAAUUUCCAUUUUAUUACCAGGAAAGUAUAGUAGACAACGACGCCGAGCUUAUAGAUUUAACAUUAAUACCUCCACCGCAAACUCCUGAUGAGUUAGACUGUUCAACACAAGUGCCUCAAAUUCUACCCAUGGUUCCACCGUCGUUUGCCGACGAUCGGAAUACUGAACAAGACAAUAUACCAAAAAGUAAUGAUCUAGAAGAGUUUAUAGCUAAUGUUACUAUACAACCACCUACAGUUAAAGUCACGCCAGCAAUAGAGCUUACUCCCGAAGAAAUCAUGUCUUAUAUCAUUCCGCCGCCACCAGGGUCAAAUUCAUCAACAUUAGAUAGAGAUGUAGCUAGUUACGUCAAUCAAAACGAAAUGUGUGAAACGAAAAAUGAACAGAACUGUACUAAUGAUGUAAAACCAUCAAAUGGUGAUGUCACAAGAGGAGUUCUUAGCGUAAGUGAAAUUAGAAGUAUGUUUAAUGCAAAAGGUUUAAGUGAUGCUAGAAAUAGUUUAUUAUUAAAAGACAAAAGCAAAACCCAAACAAAGUCGGACUCACCCAAAUGUAAAAGAAAAAGUAUAACAGGAGAAAAACAAGCAAAUGGAGUUACACACAUAAUAGAAUACCCGACAGUUGAGAGGAAAGGUAUGUUUUCUUGUUGUAGUAAAGACAAAAAUAAAAAUGAGGAUAGUAGUGAAAGCGAAGUUGAAAAAGUCGAUGGUCAUAUUCAAAAUUCAGAUUCAAUGCCCGACGUUUGUGAAAUAAGACCCCCUCCUCGAAGAAAAAGUACCGAAAUUCGAAAACCACCUGAACGUCCUCCGAAAACACCACCAACUCCAGCUCCCCGACCGAGGUCUAAUUCAUUUACUUGUCCAAAUAAUGAACUAAGUGCUGUCGAAAUCACGACUAACCAUUUCGGGACCAUGAAUAAUAGGAAAAUGAAUUAUAAAGUUGUAUGUGAGUUGAACGAAGAUACGCAUACACAAAGUACUAAUUUACCCCCUCAGUUACCACCUCGGCCUGAAAGCAAGAUUCUUUCACCCCCACCUCCAUUAUUAUUACCGCCCAAAAAGCCACCACUGCCCCCCGUGCCGAGCAUCGAAGUGUUACGCAUGAAAAAUUCCCAAAAACUGUCGCCAGUCCGCGCCACCGAAAGACUGGCAAGCAUUGGUUCCCCACACUUUCAGAGAAACCUCAACACCUACAGAAUUCUAGAAAACGAAAACAGAUUAACCGAAGAUGAAUCCCAAAGCAUAAGAUCUACCCAAAACUACAGUUCCAUGACCUUACAGAACAGGCAUGUCCGUUCAAAUUCGGAGACUAAGAACACGAUAUUAAAAAAUAAAGACAUGUCCACAGCUUUAUCGUUAUGUUCUCCCCAGAUGAACAGGCGUUUUAGCAACAGACCUGAUAUUCUAAAUGGUGCGCCAGUGGGAGAUCCGCGUAUGUUUAGUCCGCCGCUAUCUGACAGGAAACCACUUAGAAGGGAUAGCACUAGUUCCACUGCAAAAUCGCAGAACCACGUGAGGUUUAAAGAUGAUGUGAUCGAUGAUAUCCCCACUCCCCCGUCGCCACCUACGGUGAAGUUUCCUGAGUUCCAAGCGGGCAACAACGGCCAUGUGUCUAUAGAGAAUUUGCUGUGUAAGACGGAGGUUGCCGUGGACGGUUUGCUGCAAAGGCUGCACCAGGUCGCUCAGAAGUGUUCUCAUCAACACGCGCACGGCGGCGGCGAGGAUAUCGACGAAGUUAAAUUUCAGCGUGCUCGCAACGAGUUGACCUCCUGUGCAGUGACUCUAGUGGGCGCGUCGCGUACGUUGGUGGGCGCUCUCGGGGCGUCCCCGGCCGCCGCCCCCGCGCCGCCUGCGCCCGCCGCGCUGGCCGACUGUCUCACGCCUCUGCGGCGCCUCGCUGACCUCGCUCAGGCACUUGGAAGGCACACGUCAGCACCGCUCCAAACCAGAAACCUGGUCCUCCGAGUCCAUGACGUCACAGCAGCUUUCAAAGACCUGGCCGGUGCUGAAAUGGCGCAUAUCAUAAAUGAACAUAACACCAAAAACAGCCAAGGUCAAGACACAAACUCCUCAUUGGAAGGCCAACUGGCUUUAAGAGCUGAAUGCCUUGCCAACGUGUUGGCGACGUUGCUCAGGAGUUUGAGAGUGUUUUCUCCGUAAAAUUGAAUCCUAAAAAGGAGAAAUGGCAGCUAAUAUUUUACGGAAUGCUUUUUAAUGGUAUAAUUUUAAAAGUGGUCCCUAGUUGGACGCCAUUGUGUGGCAGGCGAGCGUACCAGCUUUAAGUAAAUUUAUCGAGCUAAAAUUUGUCUAUGGGUUUUGAAGAUAUUACGAAGUGUCAUUUAACGUUGUAAGCAGCGAAUUUGCACCCAUUUAUGCUUGGUUCAUUAACAAAUCAUCAGACUAUGGUCCAAAAGUCCAAAAUAAAUGCCAAUUAAAAAAAACCGUUCCAUUUUUUUAUUCGCUGGCUUUGCGGCUCUAGCCCUUUUGACCAUGAGUAUCAUUCUAUUUCCGUCUUGUGCGACAGAUAAUAAAUCUACAGAAACUGCUCACUGUCAUAGACAAAGAAAAUUUAAAAAACGUAUCGUAAAUAAUUAAAUAUUAAUAAAAAUCUUUCUAAUGUUUAGUGUAAAAUAGUUUUUAUCUUCUGUUAAAAUGACCGUUACUAAAAUGAGACCAAAUAAAAUUAGGUAUGUUUGUAUGUUUAUUAUUGUAGUUGGAAACGAUUUUGUUAGUUAAGUUGUAGUUUUGUAAAUUUUAACAUACGUUAACCUUUAUUGAUUGUUGAUAUCGACGAUUUUAAUCGUAGAUAUGCUUUGAAUCUAAAACCGUUUGCUUGAUGUAGGUACGCUAAUUAUUGAUUGGUUGAUAUUUAGUGAUGAUGCUCUUAUGUGAACUUACUCCUUUCAUUCAAUUUGAUUAAAACAGAAUGCAUAUCUUCGAUUUAAAUCCUUAUUCAGUAUGACUUCACUUGUAAUAAAUACUACAUUAGUAGUUUAGUUACUUAGGCCUACAUUAAAAAAUAUAUUAUUCGUGUCUUGGCUGGAAUUUGAGAGAACGAUUUUUUUUUUAAUUAUUAUUAACCAAGAUACUUUGCUAUGAUGAAAUAUACUUCUAUUUUACUCUAUGAUUCCAUUCAUAAUUAAAAUGUUACCAUGUUAAAUAAUUAAGUUAAUAUAUACUUACUUAAAACAUAUCUGUUUUUUCAUUAUAAACUAUUAAAUAGGUAUGUGUGAUUAUAAUAGGGUGCGAAAUUAAAUAAAAUGUAACUAAACCAUAUCUGUAUACUAACGUAUCUAAGAUAAUUAAAAUUAAUGUAGGAACACAUCGGUAACAUCCCAACGAAUUCCAACCAAUGCUGCCACUGGGCAGAAUUAAAUCUUGGAUAUUUUUAGUCGAUAUCUACUCGUUUAAAGAAUUUCGAGGAUUUUUGUGGAUAAUGUACAGUCAUAUACAUUUUAAUUACUAAUGUACUGUUAAUAUUGCCCAUGACAUAAUUAAGUGAAAUAUGUUUUACAGUCACAAAACACAAAAGACACAAAAAAUAGAAGUAAAAGAGGGCAUUAUAGUCUGGAAAGUUCGUUUCAUUUAUGUUGGGCCAUGUGUUUCUACAAAUAAUAGCAUAAAAUGUCAAAUGCAUUUCGCGUUUUUCUAUUGACAUUCUGUUUUGCGUCGUAGAUCUGUGUUGCUAGUUGUUGUUAGUGUUUUUUUUUAAUUAGAAACGUCAUAGUGCAGCCGACGUGCUAAUAUUUAAUAUUGGUGCUAUUUUUGAAAAUAAAAACGUGUCAGAUUUUGUAUUAUGCACUGACGAUUUGAAAUUUUAAUUACUUUUUACAUACAUAAAAUGCAAAACUAAUCUGUUGUUUUUAUUGAAUUGUUUGAUAUUUUUUUUUGUCACCUGUGAAGUACAAUUUUUAUUCGUCUUUAUGCGAAGUCUUUACCAGUAUUUAACCAAAGACAAGGUUAUCUUUUUCUAUGUAAUUUUAUUUUUUUAUUUAUUUUUUUUAUUUUUCUAUUAAAACCUUGUUCGUUGUUCAAUUGUUCAUUCCUUUUAGCCUAAUACUAUGUAAUAUAUUGAAAAUAUAGGUCGAAAUAUUUUUAUUUAUUCUCAAAUAUAUUAUUAUAAUUAAUAUAUCGGAAUAAAUACAUAUUUUAGCGAUGAUUACUUAUAUCACAAAGUUAUGUAAUAUAUUAAACAUAUACAUAAAUAAUAAAAUAAACUUUUUAACUUAUCACUUCUUUAUAUUUAGUAAUUAAUUUACUUGGCGUUAUUGUAUAUAGAGAUGUUUGCAUUUAUAUAGAUUAUAAAGAGUAUAGGAGAUAAUACUCCGCCCUGGACUACACUAUCCUAAUAUAAAUACUAAAAUAUAUUUUUCUUUAACCUUACCUUUUAUUAUAUUUUUAUUUAACCAUUUUGGCUUAUGUAUAUGUUUAAUAUGUACUUAUAGGUAAAAAUGAUUUAACUGCUAAGUUAAAUCGUUAUUAUACAAGGUAACUACCUAUAUCUACAUUCUACAUAUUAGUAAAAUAUCACACCAAUCUAUUUAUUGUUUCCAAUAUCACAAUGCAAUGCAUUUGAUGUAAUAAACGAUUUAAAACAA
This is a messenger RNA of Bicyclus anynana (squinting bush brown), 7907 nucleotides long. RefSeq lists its product as uncharacterized. Gene Ontology annotation, biological process: signal transduction. NCBI's taxonomy places the organism in Eukaryota, Metazoa, Arthropoda, Insecta, Lepidoptera, Nymphalidae. The coding region runs from base 349 to 5469 and encodes 1706 amino acids. The transcript has 14 exons. The record is from RefSeq and is a predicted model, not a curated record. Gene Ontology annotation, cellular component: cytoskeleton. Gene Ontology annotation, molecular function: protein binding.